ACGUGUUAUUGUAUUAAUUAAGUGCUAGGAUGUUUGGUUAUUUUAUUAUUUAAGUGCAAUAAUUGUUUACAGAACUUGAAACAAUUACAGCAAUAAUUGAAAUAGCAGUUUCAGCUCUCUAAGAGUUAAGACUCUUAAGUUAUUCUUUAUUAGAUAAUUUAAACAAUCACUCAGUAUAUUUUGCCGAUAAAAGCUGCGUUUUCGAUGCGAAUUACACCAGAGCAUUUGCAAGGUUGUGUUUCAGUGUUAAUAUUGAAAAGGGAUAAAAUUGUGCAGUAUGUGUGAUAUUGAGACUCUGUUUUCCUGUGAAAAAGUGCUUAACGGUGCUGAUAUUUAAGAUACAGUUCUUGAAAAGUCUUGGAUAUAGAGUUGCAAAAAAAGUGUAGUGACAUACAAAUUUGGCCAUAGCUUUUCAUGUAAGGAAACUCCAGUGUUUGGUGGUCAGAAUCUGAAAGGAUUAAUUAAUGUUAUGACAGAUUUAUUGUUCAUUAAUUAUACUUGCUAUAGUAUUAUUGAAAGAAUGACUUAAGAAAACUGAUCAAGUACUCUUUUGCAUGAACAGUGAGGAGCCGUGUCUGUGAUUUCAUUAUGGCAGGUGGCGGGAAACAGAGUGGCUGACAGAACCACAAAACUGAAGGAUGGAGUUUGAAGAUGACAGUAGGUUCGGCGCGGACGUGGAACCUGAUAGUGACCUUGAAGAUUCAGAGUCGGACUCUCAGCUCAGCCAGUGGCUUAGCGAACUGGAAAACUAUGCCAAGGGAAAGGAGCCACCUUUGGCCAGGACAGUGGUCACACCAAAAAUGGCCAUGGACAGUUUCCGGUAUUCCUUCAUGAGUGAGGGGACGGAAGUAAAUUUUGACGCCAUUCUUGGUGAACUCUGUGAACUGGAGAGCCAACUGGUAGGGGCCGCCAGCCCCACCCACAGACGAGGGGGAGGAGCCCAAUAUGGCCAAUCCCAUAGUCACCUUGACCCCAGAUCCAUGGACAUCCCCACCCAUCUCAAUAACGGCCACGCCAACCCUCAUCUACGUCGACCAAACACUGAACUCGAAUGUUUCCGGACUCAUUACCCUGGCGAUCUUGGCGGUUAUUCAGAUGCCAUGUUGGAUAUUCAGGACACAGAUUCAGCUUUCUCGGAAUCGGCGUCCCUCCCGUCAUCGGAAUCGUUCACGUCAAUGGUGACGGUGUCGUCAUCAACUGAGGGGGCGGGGCAAGGGGACACGGCUAGCACAGGAAGUGGAAGCACUCUCACGCCAAAUACUUUCCAUUGUGAGGAGGAACUUAAAGCAAGAUUGAAAGCUGAGAAGAUUCGUAUAGCUCUAGAGAAAAUCAAAGAAGCCAAAAUCAAAAAGCUGUUUGUGCGAGCGUUCGCCCAUGACGGAAGCAGUAAGAGCAUCAUGGUGGACGAAAAGAUGACGGUGCUGGAAGUGGUUAUGGCCCUUGCUGACAAGAACCAUGUCACCCUCGACACAAAUAUGGCUGUCAUUGAACAUAUGCCAGAACUUUUUAUGGAACGGAUCCUUGAGGACCACGACUCUCUGGUUGAGAACAUGGUGAUGUGGACGAGAGACACAAAAAACAAAGUCCUGUUUGAGCCAAGACCACAGAAGUAUGACCUCUUCAAAUCUCCAGAGCGUUACUUGCUGGUGUCCUCGGCGUCAGAAAGAGGGGCGUGUCUGGAUCCACGAAGGAGAGAAAAUUUGAUACAGGAGUUUUUCUCUGGUGCUGGAGGCAGAGUUCCAGAGGUUGAAGGCGUCUUGUACCUGAAAGCGGACGGCAAAAAGGCGUGGAAGAAAUACUUCUUUGUGUUACGAGCCUCGGGACUGUAUUAUAAUCCGAAGGGAAAGGUUAGCAAGUGUGCUCGAGAGCUAGUUUGUCUGGUUCAGCUGGACUAUGUUGACCUGUAUACGGGGCUACAUUGGCGUAAAAAGUACCACGCCCCGACUGAUUUCACAUUUGCACUCAAGCAUCCUCAAAUCCAAAAGAAGACUUCCAAAUAUAUCCGCUACUUCUGCGCCGAAAAUAGAGCUGCUCUCGACCAAUGGAUCAUGGGAAUCAGAAUUGCCAAGUAUGGGAAACAACUAUUGACAAACUACCAAAAGUUACAGCAGGAAAUUGCAUGCUGGGAUACCCAUGAGAGUCACGGAAAUUUGACAAGCCAGGACCAACCUGUUGUGCUCCUUAACGAGCAAGGAGAUCUACACGAUAGUCGAUUGUCCAUGCCGGUUUCUCCCGCCAGACAUUCAAUCGUGAAUGUAAAAAACUCAAGUGUUACCGAGUCAGGACACAGCCAUAAAGGUGUUUCGUUACAAUCAGACAAAGUGGAUCACAAACAUUUAGAACGAAAGUCGUCCCUUACAGGGGCGCAGAUUAGCGAACCUUUGAGACUCGAAAAGGGGCCGGUUAAACGAGUUUCGUUCAGUACAACUCACAGAGUAAUCGAUGACCAUGGGGCUGAGUUGCAUCCGAUUCGUCACAGGGACUCGAUUACGAGUGCAUCGACCGACUCCAGCGAGGAUUCGAAUUCUAGUGGAGAAGGGCGGAUGGCUGCGCAACGGGCAAGUAAGUUGCGCCCAAAGCUUCCAGUUACCACAGGAACUACUAAACAGAUCUCAGAAAUGGUGCAGACAUCUAUGGACGGUAGUAGUAUAGGCUCUAUGGAUAGUUCUCUCGAUGAUUGGAAGCCCGGAGUUACGAGCCCGGUGUUGAAAGAAAUGUCAGAACGGCGCAGAAGUGCUCCGGUGUGCUUAAGUAAUGAGGGUUACUCAGAAAGGAAGUCGGAUUAUCAGACCAGGGACCACAUGUCUUAUGCUAGAACAUUAUCUCAUGAGGCCCAGUCUCCGACAUGUAGUUACACUAGUGAUAUAUAUACUGGGCACACAAACGUUAUGUCACCACCAGUUGUUCAGAAAGGAGUUAAAUCUCAUUCUAGAGGGUCGUCUUUAUCUUCGGUGGAUUCAUCUGACUCGUACCAAGGAUUUAUGAGCCCCUUGUCAACAGAUAACGGACCCCAUGAAUCUCAAAACUGGGAUCAGUCACAAUAUGGCUUAAAACACCAAACAAGUGUUCAACCCAAACCCGGUCCCCCAGUGGCUCAAAAGCCAGCAAGUAUUAGGAAAGGUCGACCCCAGUCUGGGCCUGCUUUGGGUCCGCUUGAAAAAGGUCAUAAGAGAAAUAGUUCAAGGUCAAGUCUAGAGUCAGUAGAAGAAAGUUUUGAGGGCCAUAGAGGCCCCAUUCCUGUCUCAUCCCCUGUCCCCCCGAGGGCCUCACAUACAAGGUCACUUUCUCAACCAAGCAAUACUGUUGCAUCCCAUUUUCCGGGAGGAAUUGAAAUGUCGGGGUCAGCAUCCCAGCCCAAUACUCCGUCUGUUUCAAUGUCAUCCCCCCACCACCAUUACCCUCUCCCUGGGUUUGACAAUCACUCAGUUCCCAAUCGAAACAAUUCCAGCCCUGCUAGACUUGCUGAUGAGGGACAAAACUGUUUUCCCUUUCCUGAGCAUGCGACAAAGGGGCCAGUGUCGACCCCUGCUUCAAAUUUCCAGCCACCCCAUCCAAGCUCGCCUCUCCCUUCUAUUGGCUGUAUGUCCCCUAGAUUAUCAAGCCAUAGGGUCUCAGGCCCUAAACAUGUGGCCCCUCCAGUAGUUCCAUGUACCCCACCAGCAGUUCCCUGUACCCCACCCACACCCCCUGUUCUUGUGCCCCCUACCCCGAGAAAUCCGAGCACAUCUGCCAAAACUCAUAAGAAGCGACCUUCUGGUGGGAAUAUUGUGGUAAACGGGAGUGACGCUUCGUCCGCUCAGCACGAUAUCGCGUUUUCUCCAAAAAGUAACAAUAAUAUGUGUAUUGAUAAGCAUAUAACAGAUAUGCAUGUACAAUCUGAUGAAAAGGACUAUGCAUCACUACCCUUCAUGGCUGAGUUAAAUCAACAUAUGACUCGGAGCCAUGAUCAUCCAUACGUGAAUGAAAAAUCAAAAGUUCCGCCAAAUGUACUUCCGAAGCCACACGAUCCAAAAUUGAACGGAAAUUAUUCCGGAUUAACCAUGAAUCAUUCGCAGGAGGUGUAUGGACAAUGUAUGUCCCCUCCUCCUCCAAAUUUGAAUUCAUCCAAUCAGCACACAGUGUCAUCCAAUCAAAAUGCAGGAAAGAAAAUAGGUCCUCCCCCACCUCCUAGGCGAAGCGAAACAACUAAAUUAUCAUCCUCGUGUUCAUCGAUGAAAUCAUCGCAAGACAGUGCAGCUGUGUUUGUAGAUGAUGUGCCAAACGACAUAGAUAGUGACCCAGUGUAUGAAAAUUAUGAGGGUUUGUUGGACGUAAAUGAGCUUCCCCCACCCCCUCCGGAGUUGCUAGCAGACUCUGGGGAUGAAAAUACCCAGGGUGAGGCUGUAGAGACCCCUAGGGUUGGACGGCCACCCCCACCCCCUCCCCCAAGACGGACAAAUAUAACCUAGUCUUACUUUUAGCACUGUUGUGAUAAAGCUUCAUAGUUUGUAGUUAACUCUUACUAAAGCAGUAUGUGAAAUUGAGAAAGUGUGUUUUGAAUUUUUAUAAAUAAAGGUGACUUUAUUGAGCAAAGGAGUGCUGAAUGAUUGCUAUUUAAGGAAAAUAUGGAUUGGUGUACAGUCGAGACCCGUUGGCUCGCUUUCCUCGUUGGCUCCAACUGAAUGUUAAAGAUCGAUUUUGAUUGAAUCUUUGUUUAUAUUACUGCUUGGCUCUAUAUUCGAGAGGCUCAAAGUAUUUUGGCCGGUCUCUGGGAUAUCAUGGCAACGGGUUUCGACUGGAGCAUGCGUUUUGGCUACCUAGUCUGACUAAUACUGCAUUGUAUUUUCAUGUAAUUUAGAACACAUUCAUCCUAGCCAUACACUUCUAUACUUACAAGCUGUCCCAACUACUUGGGGUCCGCCAUCAACAUGUGCAAGACUUUAUUUCAAGUGAAAUAUUUGGAUGGGAUUGGGAGAGGUUUUCCCGCUCUGUAGGACAUUUUGGAAGAAAUGCAGUAACGAAACAACCAUAUUCAGGCAUUUUGUACAUGGACAUUCAGUGAAAUUACAAUAAACACAAACCAUUUGGUACAUUUCAUGUAAAUAUGCAUCCUCAUAGCCUUCGAUUUCUAUUCCUGAUUUCAACAUACAUUUAGUGAAAUUACAAUAAAACGUAAACCAGACAAACACACUCCAUAUAUUUACAACUUAAACCUUUGCUUUUCAGUCCUUAUUUUCAAUAUUUAAGCACUUGCCAUUAUAAGGGAAACCAAAGUUGAUAUAAUUGUACACCCGGGCAUACUGGUUUAGGUACUCCCCCGGGCUGUGAUUUUAAGUACAUGUAAUAGUUUUGUCUUCAUGUAAGGGUAUCAUAUUACUUAAAACAAUCUGAAGAAUUUGCCAUAUUAAAGAGGGUUUCUUUUGCAAUAAAAAUAUCUUAUAUUGGGCACAAUAAAGGUUGAUGCCAAGAAUAAAGAAGUUUAAAUGCAUUUUCAUGUUUAACUCAUUUGUCUUGAUGAUCAAAAACAAAAAAGGCAUAUGAUUGGUGUACAACAAAUCAUUUGAAUUUAUAACUACAUGCCCACAAAUUCCCCUUUUAAAAAAGCGCCAAAAUAUUGCUAAUAUUUUUUUACAUGUACACAACUCAUAUCAUGGUGUUUUGUGCGGGUAUUAAACUUAAUACUUAAUAUUUGAGUUAAACAUGAGAAAUGCAUAAAAAAAAAAAAAAAAAAAAAAAUGGCAUCAGUAUUUGUUUUGCGCCUGUAAGGUACCGAAUCUGAUAUACAAACGACCUUAUCAUUUUAUCCAACCAUUGGUAAUAUUUACAUUUGUCAACUUUUAUAUGCCUGGUGACCCUGUAUAAUUUUGGUAUAAGCUGAAAGGGCAUCACUUACUUAUAUUCAAUAUAUGUCAAAAAUAAAUGACCGCAACAAUGAAUAGAUAAGGUUAUGGCAGUUUGUAAUUCUGUUCUUCAUUUUAACUAAUAUCAAACUUGAGAUGAAAUAUUUUGCAAUUUUUCAAGGCCAAAAAAGCUUGUUUUUAAAAUGGAAUUUGUUUUCUUUCCAAUAAUAUCAAAAUCAUAUAAAUAUGGGAUUCCCCAGGCAUCCGAAAUUUGUGUAAUUAUAUACAUAUUAUACCUUCAAGGGACUCGCUCAUGUUUUUGUAAAAUGCACUCCUUUUUUAUGACGAAAUAAAGUAAGAAUUGUUAAAACUAAGAUACUGACGGCAAGAACCCUUCAACAAACGUUGAUAUUAUGCUCAAAUAUUAUCUUCAAUGUCCAUGAUUUUGAAUAAUAUUUUCAACUAAAAGCUUAAAGGUUAAAUUAUCCCUCAGUUAAUGUAUGUGUCCUCGUGGGCGAGCAGUUUAGUUGUCAGUUUUUCUAAUUUUUUCCUGACUGUACUGGCUUGGGUUCGCUUCCCACUAAAACCAGGGAUUACUUGUACUUUUUUACUGCAAUUUCGGUUUCAAAGAGUAAAAUUAUUAUCAUAUAAGUGUUUCAGAUGCAUAAACGUGGAAAAAGAAUAUGGUCUAAAAACAUGAGCGAGUCCCUUUAAAGGAGCACACAAACAUUGACCUUAAAUUUUAGCGCUUAGUUGCCAUUAUAUUUUACGUCAUAAUAUAAUUUUUGUACUCUUAUUUUAUACCCAUACAUCGAAAAACAUCCAGUUUAUACCAUCUACAUUUUGUAAGAUCUUUUAGAAAUAUAUACAUGUAGUUAUACAUACAUAAGUUUGUUAGGAACUGUUUUUAAAACUAGGUCAGUAUUACAUUAGAAAUUAACUACAUUACAUCGCAAGAAGAGUAUGAAUCAAAACACAUUGUUUAUUGAUACUUGUAUUAAAUGUAAGUGAGGUUUUUUAUUAAAAUGAAUUAAAUCCCAUUUAGUAACAUCAUAUAUUUUUACACAUCAGUAUAGCUUUAUUAUUUAUGGUGCCAUAUUGGUUGAUUUUACAGCUUUUAAUUGAUACUGUUCAUUUUCUAUGUUGUUGCAUACAUAUACCAUUCUUGUACACCCGAGUGAUGAUGCUAUGGGUUAGAUUUAGCAUCGUCAAACCUCGGAUGAAUGAGAAUGUCGCAUACAGGUUGAAAUCUAAAUUGAAUACGUUUUUUUACGUCAAUGAAUUUUACUUUCUUUUAUGUUAUUUUUUAUGAAAAUUGCUUUUUAUAAAAAAUUGUAAAUAAGCUGGUAAACAGAAUUCAGGGUAGCUGUUUUUGAGUUGCGUUGUUUUUUAUUUGAAUGUAACACUCAUUAAUUAAACUAAAAUCAUUCUUAGAAUUGUACAAAACUUAAUGCUUGUCUUCGCUUGUUUGUAUUUAUGUGGCAUAACAUAUACAUGUUCGUAGAAUACAAUCGGUUAAAUUAAUUCUAGUCACACACUGAUAUUUCAGACAUUCAGAUUUUUUUUAGUCAUAAAUCAUUUUUGAGGGCAUAGACCGCUUAGUGGAUGACAGACUUACUUCCAUAUUUAAACAGGAGCAGUUACAGUCUCCUUACACUAAGCUAUUAAAAUGUAAUUGGAUUUGUUUUGGCCACUUCUUCUUUAUUUCUUGGUUUACAGGAGUUUUUGUCCAAUUUGUUUUCAUUUCGCGAGGGAAAUUGCCAUCUGCUAGAAUUCCAUGAGGAAAAAAAAGUUUACUUAAUUUUUUGGAUUAUCUUGACAACAAAAAAAAGUUUUCCCCCAAUUAAUCAAAAGGAGGGAAAAUUGCAAUUCUUAUCAGCAUCUGGAUAACAAUUUUAAUUCAGGCAGUAAUUAUUUUAAUUCUUCAUUGAUUAUUUAUCAUUUUCCUUCAGUAUAUUUUUAAAAUUUGCCAUUUUUUAAAUCCAACUGAAAAAAAUAUAUUCAUCUGAAUUGGACAAUUCAAUAAGAACCCCAAAAAUUACUUUUUUCUCCAAAUUGACACUUUUAUAAACCAAGGAAUAAAAAAGAAGUGGCCUGAACUACAAGCUGGGCUACAGUGACAUGUGCAUGGUAUCUGAACAUCUGUUUCUCAUUUUUACCAUCGAUUUAUAGGUUAGGUUACACUCAUGAUCAUUUAUUAUUUUACAAGGGAGACCACUCCAUUUAUGAUUUGUUUCAUUUAUUAACAAGAUUAGUUGCCCUUGGAAAGAAAGUAUAUGUAGAAUAAAAUAAAAACCUUUUUUUAGCAGAUGUAUUCUGUAUUACAGCAUACAUAAUUAAUUUUUUGGCUAUACUGGCCAUUAAUUGAAGGUUGUUUUUUUUCCAAAUGACUCAAAAAAUACUUGCUACCCCUAUUUUGUUCUUGUUAUAAUUUAUUUUCUUCAUUUUUAUUACGUGAUUAAGGGGAUGGCUGGGAAGUUAGCAAAAUAAAGAAAACACCUACCUUCUAGUGAUAAAAAGAUUAUAGAGUACAAUCAUUAAAAAAAGGUUGUCUAAAAUUACUGUUUCUAAUGUUACUUCCGGUAUUUUUUUUACGUAUUUUAUUUGUUAUAAGGAAAAAGUCGAGUAAAUGUCAAAUUUUCUUUAUGAUAAAUCAUUAUUGAGUGCAUUUUAGCAAGAGAGGUCAUCCUCUCAAAUGAUAUUAUGAACUUUUGAUUAUUGUCAGAUAGAAUAUCGAAUACUUGGUCUGAUUCAUUUCGAUUAUCGAUAGCAAACGGAGUCCGAUUUUCAAACACCACCUAAAAAUUCUUGGUAUAAAGUAAAUUAUUUAUUAUUUGUGGUCUAUCAGGUUUAAGACUUUUAAAAAUGUCUGAUAUUUAUAAAUGCAGUCAAAGUGCUUUAAGAAGAAUAUUUUAUGUAUUUUAAAUUUAAUUAUUUGAAUAAAUGUAAUUGAAUUUCUUUUUAAAUAUUUGCACAUUCCUAUUCAUUAAAGAUAUAUUUAAAAGAAUCUUUCUGUUCUUUAUUAUAGUAAGUACAUGUACAUGAAGGUAAAAUCUUAAAUAUUAAGAAGGGUGGAGCAAGUUGAGUCAUUAAGAUUAUAUCCUAAAUGUCUAAAGGUUGUUAUCUGUUCUCAUAAGGCAGGGAACAAAAUUAUGACAUCAUGUCUGUUAAGUUAAGUAAAAAUACAAAUCUUAAUGAUAAAGCAUGGUACUUAUUGAAUGCUGAUAUGCGAUUUCAUUGGCUGAAAAAAAUAUAGGUUAUAAUCAAAUGUAUGACUUAAUUGGAUUGGUUUGUUGAAAAACUUAAGACAGGAUUUGGGUUGAAUUUUUAAUUAAAGGGUAAAAGUUAAUGGUGCUAGUAAGUAUCUGCCUGUACAAAGUUUCAUUGAAGUAUAGCUAUUAAUAAUUUUACCCUGAACUACUUUUUUGCUUUUGUUUUGGUUGUCGUUAAAGUGUAUUUCAUUGUUUAAUGCUUUUUUGUUUCUAAAAUUGUAUAUAAAUUUUAACAACACAUGUAAACCAUAAAUAUUUUCUAGAAUCGGACUUUAAAAUUUAAAAUAACAAAUAAACCUUAUAAAUGUAUAGUAUAUUUUUAAAGCUGCAUUCUCACCAUUUUGACAAUGUUUUUAGUUUUCGUCUUGGACUGAGCCAAUUUUUGCGUCGUUCAUGUACCAGUGAUAUCAGACUGCUGACAAAAGAUCAGAUUGCAGUUUUUCAUAUUUACAUUCGAAAAUUGAUAUGAAUUGAUGCCAUAAUUAGCUGAUUCUGAGACUAAAAAAAAAAAAAAAAGUCAAACUGUCAAUCUGUGAGAGUACAGUUUUAAGAAAUAAUUCACAUGAUUGAUGGUUGAUUGAUAUUUAUUUGAACUUAUUUUGAAUAACAGCAUUUGCCAAUGUUUUCUUUAAAAAAUGCACUAAAUUACCUCCCUUUAUGUAUCACAUUCUCAUCAUGGUCACCAUUUAAUUUUGUAUUCAUGUUUUAAAAACAGUCACAUUGCAUCUUCAUCAUUGUUUCUGAUUACAUGAGGACAUGGUUGCAAUAAAGUCAUAUUUACUAGAAAAUUUGAUUUACUAAUAAAAUGCUAAAACUA
Mya arenaria is the source of this 9908-nucleotide messenger RNA. RefSeq lists its product as uncharacterized. The transcript is spliced from 13 exons. The record is from RefSeq and is a predicted model, not a curated record. NCBI's taxonomy places the organism in Eukaryota, Metazoa, Mollusca, Bivalvia, Myida, Myidae. Gene Ontology annotation, biological process: signal transduction. The coding region runs from base 639 to 4448 and encodes 1269 amino acids.